Aspergillus caelatus is the source of this 862-nucleotide messenger RNA. Its product is annotated as FMN-binding negative transcriptional regulator. The transcript has a single exon. The record is from RefSeq and is a predicted model, not a curated record. NCBI's taxonomy places the organism in Eukaryota, Fungi, Ascomycota, Eurotiomycetes, Eurotiales, Aspergillaceae. Bases 1 to 783 code for a protein of 260 amino acids.
AUGUACGACCAACCCGUGUACGCCGAGACAAGCCCAGAGGAACUCUACCAAUUCAUCCGCGACAACCCCCUAGGCAUAUUAACAACUGCAAUCCCCUCAACCCUUUAUCCCCUCCUUCAAUCCACCCACAUCCCCUGGAUCCUCGACCCCCCGAACCAAGGAAAUGAAACCGCCAAAGCAAGACUCAGAGGCCACAUCGCCCGCCAAAACCCGCAAUCCAAAGCCAUAGUCGACUCCCUCAAAAAAUCAAACUCCAACUCCCCUUCCGGCUCCUUCUUAUCUCAAGAAGUCAUGAUCCUCUUCACCUCCCCGCAUCACCAUUACGUGACGCCCAAAUUCUACACAGAGACGAAGCCAGUCACGGGCAAGGUAGCGCCGACGUGGAACUAUAGUACAGUACAGGUUUAUGGCACCUUAACUGCGUAUUUUGAUGCCGAGGUCAAAGAGACGGGGGAGUUUCUGGAGCAGCAGUUACGGGAUUUGUCUGAUCAUUGUGAGAGGGAUAUUAUGGGGUUUACUGGGGAGGAUGGGAAGGAGGAAGCUUGGAGGGUGGAUGAGGCACCGGAGGGGUAUUUGAGGGUUUUGAAGAGGAACAUUGUGGGGUUGAGUGUGGAGGUUGAGAGGAUUGAGGGGAAGGUUAAGAUGAGUCAGGAGAGGAAACGGGGGGAUCGGGAGGGAGUUGUUGAGGGGUUUGCGAGGUUGGGAACUGAUACCGCGAAAGAGAUUGCGAGGUUGGUAAAAGUGAGGGGGGAUAUGAGGGAUGGUCACGGUGUUGGGGGGUGAUUGUUCUUUGGCUUGUGGUGGAGGGAGAUUGGUGUGAUAUUGUAUCGUGGGACUAGAACAGAAUACAGUAUGGUAUGAU